Bombus pascuorum is the source of this 1562-nucleotide messenger RNA. RefSeq names its product prohibitin 1 (gene Phb1). The transcript is spliced from 4 exons. Gene Ontology annotation, cellular component: membrane; mitochondrion. Bases 105 to 932 code for a protein of 275 amino acids. Gene Ontology annotation, biological process: mitochondrion organization. NCBI's taxonomy places the organism in Eukaryota, Metazoa, Arthropoda, Insecta, Hymenoptera, Apidae. The record is from RefSeq and is a predicted model, not a curated record.
CCUCCGAAAUCCUAUCAGUAAGUGGCGCUACUAUCGAUUUGAAAUUAUGGUUGGACUCCAUCUUCCUUUCGCCGACAACCUAUACGUAACGCGACGAGACAUAAAUGUUAUCAAAAAUGGCUAUGUUUUGGAAUCGUUUAGGACAGUUUGGGUUAGGUUUGACCGCGACUGGGUUUGUUGUUAAUAAUGCCUUGUACAAUGUCGAUGGUGGUCACAGAGCUGUUAUUUUUGAUAGAUUUACUGGAAUAAAGAAACAGGUUGUAGGGGAAGGAACUCAUUUCAUUAUUCCUUGGGUUCAGAGACCUAUCAUAUUUGACAUUCGAUCAAUGCCAAGAAAUAUUCCUGUAAUUACUGGAAGUAAAGAUCUACAAAAUGUAAACAUCACACUUCGUAUUCUCUACAGACCUGUACCAGACUCCUUGCCAAAAAUCUAUACUGUUCUUGGUAUAGAUUAUGCUGAAAGAGUAUUGCCUUCUAUUACUAAUGAAGUCCUAAAAGCAGUAGUUGCUCAAUUUGAUGCAGGAGAAUUAAUCACGCAGAGGGAGAGUGUCUCUCAAAAAGUUAGGGAAGAUUUAACAGAAAGAGCUUCUCAGUUUGGAUUAAUUUUAGAUGAUAUUUCUAUUACACACUUAACGUUUGGAAAAGAAUUUACUCAGGCUGUAGAAAUGAAACAAGUAGCACAGCAAGAUGCAGAGAAGGCCCGUUUCUUAGUAGAAAAAGCGGAACAACACAAGAAAGCUGCUAUCAUUAGCGCAGAGGGUGAUGCUCAAGCUGCCAGUUUAAUUGCAAAAUCCCUUGGCGAAGCAGGCGAUGGUUUAGUUGAACUUAGAAGAAUCGAAGCUGCAGAAGAUAUAGCCCAUAAUCUGUCUAGAUCUCGUCAAGUAGCUUAUUUGCCACCAGGUCAAAAUGUUUUAUUAAACUUACCACAGUAAAAAUAUGAACUCAAAUAAAAAUUAUAUACAUAAGCUAUGCAUUUAUAUUAUAAUGUAUGAGUUUAAUGCAUUAAUAGUGUACUAGUAACGGACAACUUUUAAUGUGCAUACAUGUUCCUAGACAUAAAUGAAGUAAUUUUUGUAGAAUUUUAAUUUACAUUCUUAAGUUUGUAAUUCUAUACAUGUUUCCCUUUCAGUUAUGUAAUAGUAACUUGACAAACUGAAAGCAUCUGUUAUUGUUAGCUAUGGGUCAGUUUAUUUUUCAGAAGAGGAGAUCAUUUUCCUUGUGGGUUUUCAAUAUCCUAAUAUGAAAUUUAAAAUGUGUGUAAUGCUUUUGAAUUUAAAUUUUUUUACAUCCAUGAGAUUAUUUCAUUUCAGGGUUAUUGGCUUACCAAUAAUGGACUCCGUACCUCAAACUGUACAUUCAUAGUAAUUAGUAAGCAAUGAUAGAGUUGUAUUUAUUUCAGUGUCAAGUAAUAAAAACCGAAUUUUUACAGGAAAUGUAUAACUUUUAGUGAACUGUAUGCUAUGAUACGGGAGAAUUGAACGCAUCUAUUGCGUAAUACUUAUAUACGUGGUGUAUUUGUGAAUACAUAGCUGUAAAUUAGUAAAUAUUCUGUAAAAGAUUUA